Mercenaria mercenaria is the source of this 789-nucleotide messenger RNA. Its product is annotated as solute carrier family 22 member 7-like. Gene Ontology annotation, cellular component: membrane. Gene Ontology annotation, molecular function: transmembrane transporter activity. The transcript is spliced from 2 exons. The annotation marks the transcript as partial. Lineage: Eukaryota; Metazoa; Mollusca; Bivalvia; Venerida; Veneridae. Gene Ontology annotation, biological process: transmembrane transport. The record is from RefSeq and is a predicted model, not a curated record.
AAUUGUUUGUUCGCUUAUUUUUGCCAUUAGGUAUCGUUUUCUCUGAAUUUUGUAUUUUUAAGAAGACGAAAUGUCCGCUUCAGUAGACCAAACAAAGCCAGAUGACGUAAUAAAGGAUUUGGGAGGUUGUGGAAGGUACCAAAUACGGCUGAGUGUCACUGUCCACCUGGUGAAAACCUUGUUCAGUUUCAGCUACACAAGCCUGGUAAUAAUAACGUCAGUGCCGACAUGGUGGUGUGAAGAAAACAUUUAUAACAAUGGUACAUUUCUGGAAUCGUCUGGGACACAGUCAUGUUCAAUUACAAAUGGUACGGAAUGUCAUUUAUUUUCGUUUGAAGAAGGGACCAACACAAUAGUAAGCGAGUUCAAACUGGUUUGCACAAACGACUUCAUUCCUAGUACGAUUAAUUCCAUUCAAAUGGCAGGAACUUUGACCAGCUAUGUCAUUUCGGGACACGUAGCAGACCGGUUCGGUCGGAAACCGCCGUUUCUUAUCGCUAUACUAAUUGUAUUCUCUUUCAAUUUAGUCGGAUUUUUCUCAGUGUCUUGGAAAAUGUUUGCAGUGUCAACAUUCUUUACCGGAUUUGGACGAGGUGGAUUUUUAACUACACAGCAUAGUGUUAUGUCAGAGUAUACUCCAACAAAGUGGCGAGUCUUGGUAAUAGGGUUCCCGUCACUAGCCUUACAUCAGUGUCUGCUGUCACUAAUUGCUUGGAUGAUUCGAGACUGGCGCUAUCUUUUACUAAUGACAUCACUAUUAGCAAUACCAUGUUUCUUUGCGACUUACUU